This is a messenger RNA of Aethalodelphis obliquidens (Pacific white-sided dolphin), 5602 nucleotides long. Its product is annotated as protocadherin gamma-A2-like. Lineage: Eukaryota; Metazoa; Chordata; Mammalia; Artiodactyla; Delphinidae. Gene Ontology annotation, biological process: homophilic cell-cell adhesion. The transcript has a single exon. Bases 2333 to 4813 code for a protein of 826 amino acids. Gene Ontology annotation, cellular component: plasma membrane. Gene Ontology annotation, molecular function: calcium ion binding. The record is from RefSeq and is a predicted model, not a curated record.
CAACCCUGAAUUACUCUUGGAUUUAAAAAAUCACAAUGAAAUAAAAACUACAAGAAUUAAAAUAUUACUUAUUAAAAAUUGUGGAAUGCAGAGAAAAGAAUAUUUAGGGGUAAAUCUGUAGACAACUAUAAGAAUUUCAAAAAGCAAAUGAUUUAAAACAAGUGAGUUUAGCUUGCCACUCAAGAAACAGAGCAAGAAAGAUAUAAUAUUAGCAUAAAUUUAAAUAAAAUAAUAGGAAAAGUAACAAAAAGUAUAAAUUAUUGAAAUGCAAACAAAGAAGAAUUAUGAUGAUGAAGCAAUAGAAGCCGACACCAGUGGGGAGAAAAUGAAACUACUGUCAAGUCCAGUGCUGGGACUAAUAUCGGCUAGUCAGAUGGCAUGACUAAAAUUCGUUUUAGAGAUCUUAAAAGAAAACCCCAAAUUCUGAUUAUAGACAAAGACCUGGAAAAGAGAAAGGGAAGGAAAAGCAAGUAAGACUAGGAAAAAAUAAAACAGCUUAAUACGAAGCAAGAAACAUGAGUGGGAAAUAAUAUACAGAGUAAAACCAGAUGUUGUCAAAGACAAAGAAACAGAAAUCUUUAGAGAACUACAAUAAGGGAUGUCGAGCAGUUAUUUAAUGAGACUCAAAAGUAUCAAAACAAUGUUGCAGAAAAAGUUUUAAAAAACAAACUAGAGGCUCUACUAGAAAACAUGGUGAGUUAAUAUCAAUUGUUUCCAAUAAAUAUUUCAUCAGGGUUCUCAGAGGAAUGUGUUAAAAAUGAAAAAAGUUCAAUAGGGAAGAAGCCAAAAGGCAAAAAGACUGAAAUGAGACCAGAAGUGUGCAAUCUCGCUCAAGAAUGUUGAUUCAAAAUCCUAUCUACUAUAUAUGUAAUAUUUAUAGCUUACGACUAAAUGGGGUUUAUUACUUAGGGAUGCAAGAAUAUUUCAAUAUAAGAAAAUCUAAUAAUAUAAAACUUCAUAUUAGGGGAUUGAAGAUAAAAAGCCAUAUGUUCAUUUCAAUAGAGGCAUAAUAAAGGUCUUGAGAACAUUCAACACAUGAUUAAAAUCUUUUAGCAAACUGGAAAUUGAAGGAAACGUCCUUAACCUGAUAAAGAGUAUCUAUCAAAAACUUAUAGAGCUACCCAAAGCAAUCUACAGAUUCAGUGCAAUCCCUAUCAAAAUCCCAAUGCCUUUUUUUGUAUAAAUAGAAAAAAAUCCAUCCUAAAAUUCAUAUGGAAUGUCAGGGGACCUCAAGUAGCCCUAACAAUCUUGAAAAGAACAAGGAACAAACCACCUUCAGUUUCCUUAAUGUUCGUGCUGCCUCUCACCUCCAAGAAUUUGUACUAAGGUUCUAGAACACUACUCCAGCCUCUUUCUUGAUCCAGUCAUACCCUUUAGGAUCCAGCUUCAAUCUUGUUCUGGAAAAGUCUUUCCUGACCCCCAAAUCUAGGCUGGAUACCCUUCCUAUGUAUUCUCCCAUUGCCCAGGGUUUCCAACCAUCAUAGCAGUUACCAUACUCUAUUAAAAUACUCUGUGUACUUUACUAUGUCCUCCCUUAUCCUGUAAGCUUCCUGAGAACAGGGACUGUAUUCGUCAGGUGCACCAUUUCUAUCUCCAGCAUCAAUCAGGCAAAGUGUCAGGCCUUAAUUGGGUAGUCACCCAAUUAAAUGUCCGAAAAUUCAAUAAUUUAAAUACAGAUUUUGGGGGGAAAAUACAGGUUUUGAAGUUCAAUACUAAGCCAUUAAGCACAGAAAUUUAAAAUAUAUAACAUUAGAAUAUAAUGUAGCUAAUAUUUUUAGAUUAAUCUUAUUGUCUCUGAAUAUAAAAUAAGAGGUUGAAGAUGUUUGGCGUAAGGGCAGAGGCUGCCUUGAUUAAUGCCUCCAACAUUCAAUGAUACUCUCCUUGCAACUACUAUCAAGGUCACAUUCAUUCACACCAUUCUUAUUCAUUCUGAAAAAAAGACUCCUGACUUGAAAGAGCUACUUCUAAGGUAUCUUAGAACUGUAAGAUUCUUCAAAACAACUUGAAAGUCACAGGGGCAACAAAUAAUAACUUGGGUUUACCUGAAAGAGUGCAGAAAUUACUUAGGCCUCUGGGCGUCGCUGUUGACCACCUAAGAAGUAAGCCUGUGAGACAUCCACUCCAACAUUACGGCUCGCAUAACACAAAAGGCUGGGCGUUUGGCCCGCAAGCUUCGGGACGGCAAAAAAAAUUAAGUCCAGCAGCCCACUACUUCUCUCCACAGUUACCUGGGUCCCGUGAAUGCUAGUCACAUCAGACCCUGAGGAAUAAAGAUUGGAAUCCCGGCCUGGAUGCUGGAAGUUGCCUGGGAGAAAAGACUGCAGCUCAAGAAAUGGCGGCUCUGCUAAAGUUGCCAAACCGCGGAAGGCUUGUCCUGCUGUGCCUUCUUUUGGCGACCCUAUGGGAGGCUGGAGCUGGGCAGAUGCGCUAUUCUGUGCCAGAAGAGAUCGAAAAGGGCUCAUUCGUGGGCAACAUCGCUAAGGACUUGGGACUGGAGCCUCAGGAGUUGGCGGAGCGCGGAGUCCGCAUCGUCUCCAGAGGUAGGACGCAGCUCUUUGCUCUGAACCCGCGAAGCGGCAGCUUGGUCACCGCAGGCAGGAUAGACCGGGAGGAGCUCUGCGCUCAGAGCGCGCGGUGUCUGCUGAGUUUCAACAUACUCCGGGAAGAUAAAUUGAGUAUUUAUUCAGUAGAGGUGGAAAUAACAGAUAUUAACGAUAAUGCCCCUCGCUUUGUAGUAGAGGAACUGGAGCUAAAAAUCAGUGAAAUGACUAUGCCAGGAUUCCGGAUCCCUCUGAAGAGCUCGCAUGAUGCAGACGUCGGAGAGAACACCCUCCAAAGGUACGAACUUAAUUCAGAUGACCACUUCUCCCUGGACGUGCGAAGCGGAAAAGAUGGGAAUAAGUAUCCGGAGCUGGUGCUGGAACGUGCCCUUGACCGUGAGGAAGAGGCCGUUCACCAUCUCGUUCUUGUGGCUUUGGACGGGGGCGACCCUAUCAGAUCUGGCACCUCCCGCAUCCGCGUGAUGGUCCUGGAUGCGAACGACAACGCGCCUGUUUUUACACAGCCCGAGUACCAUGUAAAUGUUCCAGAGAAUACGCCCGUAGGCACCCAGAUACUCACAGUGACCGCCACUGAUGCAGAUGAGGGAUACAACGCUCAAGUGGCAUAUUUUCUGGAGAAAAAUCCUGAAGAAACCUCAGAGGUAUUUGAGCUUAAGUCAUCAUCUGGAGAAAUAACGAUCACAAAAAGCCUAGAUUAUGAGGAUGCCAAAUUCCAUGAAAUUGAUAUUGAAGCUCAGGAUGGUCCAGGCCUUCUGACCAGAACGAAGGUCAUUGUCACUGUUCUCGACGUAAAUGACAAUCCCCCAGAAUUUUACAUGACGUCUUCUGCCAGCUCAGUUCCUGAAGACUCUCCUCCAGGAACCAUAAUUGCACUUUUCAAUGUACAUGACAGAGACUCUGGGCAGAAUGCAUUUAUCACAUGUUCACUCCCGGAGAACCUUCCUUUCAAAUUAGAAAGGUCAGUGGACAAUUACCACCGACUGGUUACAACCAGAGUCCUUGACAGGGAACAGUUUUCUUUAUACAACAUCACUGUGAUCGCUACAGAUGGAGGGAACCCAUCUCUGUCCACAGAUGCUCACAUUUUACUGCAGGUGACAGACAUCAACGACAACCCUCCCACAUUUCCCCACACCUCCUACUCUGCCUACAUUCCAGAAAACAACCCCAGAGGUGCCUCCAUCUUUUCCAUGAUGGCGCAUGACCCUGACAGUGAUGACAACGCCCAUGUAACCUAUAAGUUAGCUGAGGACAUCAUUCAGGGGGCACCUCUGUCCUCCUACAUCUCCAUCAACUCUGACACUGGCAUCCUCUACGCGCUGCGUUCCUUUGACUAUGAGCAAUUCCAUGAACUGCAGUUGUGGGUGACAGCGCAUGACAGUGGGAAGCCACCGCUCAGCAGCAACGUGUCACUGAGCAUAUUCGUGCUGGACCAGAACGACAACGUGCCGGAAAUUCUGUACCCCGCCCUCCCUACCGACGGUUCCACGGGUGUAGAGCUGGCACCCCGCUCUGCAGAGCCCGGCUACCUGGUGACCAAGGUGGUGGCUGUGGACAGAGACUCAGGCCAGAACGCCUGGCUGUCCUACCGCCUGCUCAAGGCCAGCGAGCCGGGACUCUUCUCGGUGGGGCUGCACACGGGCGAGGUGCGCACAGCGCGGGCCCUGCUGGACAGAGACGCGCUCAAGCAGAGCCUGGUGGUGGCGGUCCAGGACCACGGCCAGCCCCCUCUUUCGGCCACGGUCACGCUCACCGUGGCAGUGGCGGACAGCAUCCCCGAGGCCCUGGCUGACUUGGGCAGCAUCAGGACCUAUAUCAACCCCGACGACUCAGGUCUCACACUCUACCUGGUGGUGGCGGUGGCUGCGGUCUCCUGUGUCUUCCUCGCCUUUGUCAUUGUGCUGCUGGCGCUCAGGCUGAGGCGCUGGCACACGUCGCGCCUGCUCCAGGCUUCAGGAGGCGGGUUAGCGGGUGUGCCCGCCUCUCACUUUGUGGGCGUGGACGGGGUGCGGGCUUUCCUGCAGGCCUAUUCCCACGAGGCCUGGCUCACCGCGGACUCGCGGGGGAGUCAUGUGAUCUUCCCGCAGCCCAACUACGCGGACACGCUCAUCAGCCAGGAGAGCUGUGAGAAAAAGGAUUUUCUUUCAGAACCUCAACUUAUACCUGAAGACAAAGAAGAAACUUUUUCUCAGGUAAAUUCUCUUCGCAAUAUACCUGUGAGCUACUUUGCUAAAAGAAAUAAAUUUACCUAAUUACUUAGCUGUCUCCACAGUUUACCAUACCUUUUCUAUUUCCCAUAUUUCUUUGCGGAUAUAUUCAAUUUUUAGGAAAUUAGUCCUGGUGAAUUAUUUCUUUCUAGUUCUAAGUGUUCACACAGUGUAAACAGGAAGAGGAGCUAGAAUCAUUGCGUCAUGAUUAUAAAUCAGGAGUUAGUAAGUGAAGGUGAUAUUUAGGUUAUCAAAAGACCACUGCCUGAGGAACUGGCGUGUCUGGCUUCUCAUACUUCUUUCUCGUCCCUGAGGAAACCAUCUCAUGCACCUGGAUCAACAAUUCUUUCCUUCUUAGAAAUAUAAAUGUUGACUUUUAUGUUUCCCCAGUUGCCUCCCUCCUUUAAAAUUUAAGGCUUUUAUGUUUAUUUAUAUUUGUUUAUGAAUAGUGAAAUACUUUAGUUGGUUGUUUUCUUCUCACUCAGUCUUAAUAUUUUUUCUUCAGUUUGGCAGUGAGAUUCUUCAUUUUUCUUGAUUUGCAUGAUCUUCCCUAUUAAAAGAUGCAAAUUUAGAAAUAUAUAUACUUCACCGUGUUUCAGGAGGGUAUGUCAUGGAAUCUCUGUUUAGUUAAAAAUCUCAUUAGCCUCUAAAGUAGCUCUGUGUUCCUUUAAGAAGUGACUGAGUUAUCAUUUGCUCUAUAAUACAUGGUUUGUAUAACAGUAAAGAUGUUUCUAUUCCGUGUUACUUUUUUAAAAAAAUUUAUUUAUUUAUUUGUUUAUUUUUGGCUACGUUGGGUCUUCGUUGCUGCACGUGAGCUUUCUCUAGUUGCAGCAA